ACUGCUGCCCCCAAGAUGAUAAGAAGAUGCUCGUGACCACCAGAAGUUAGCAAUCUCCUGGCAUUCCUCUUGCUGAUGACACAAUUCCUGCUUGAAUCUGUUUACAAGAUCUGGAAGCCAAACGGGGACCUGCACGGCUGCAUUGGCUUUGGCAGAAAGAGCUCAUACCAAGGACCUCAGGAGCGCUGGAGAUUGGACAGGAAGACUCACCAGGAUGUCUUCCAAGCGACCAGCCUCUCCGUAUGGGGAAACAGAUGGAGAGGUAGCCAUGGUGACAAGCAGACAGAAAGUGGAAGAACAGGACAGUGAUGGCCUCCCCGCCUUUCACCUUCCCUUGCAUGUGAGUUUUCCCAACAAGCCUCACUCUGAGGAAUUUCAGCCAGUUUCUGUGCUGACGCAAGAGACUUGUGACCCUAGGACCCCCACUUCUCAGCAAAACACAAUGGAAGUCGAUGGCAAUAAAGUUAUGUCUUCAUUUGCUCCACACAACUCAUCUACCUCACCCCAGAAGGCAGAAGAAGGUGGUCGGCAGAGCGGGGAGUCCCUGUCCAGCACAGCCCUGGGCACUCCAGAGAGACGCAAGGGCAGCUUGGCGGACGUGGUGGACACCUUGAAGCAGAGGAAGAUGGAAGAGCUCAUUAAGAACGAGCCAGAAGAGACCCCCAGCAUCGAAAAGCUUCUCUCAAAGGACUGGAAAGACAAGCUUCUUGCAAUGGGGUCGGGGAACUUUGGUGAAAUAAAAGGGACUCCCGAGAGCCUAGCUGAGAAGGAGAGGCAGCUGAUGGGGAUGAUCAACCAGCUGACCAGUCUGCGGGAGCAGCUGCUGGCGGCCCACGAUGAGCAGAAGAAGCUGGCUGCAUCUCAGAUUGAGAAGCAGAGGCAGCAAAUGGAAUUGGCCAAGCAGCAGCAGGAACAGAUCGCCAGACAACAGCAGCAGCUCUUGCAACAACAGCACAAGAUCAAUUUGCUUCAGCAGCAGAUCCAGCAGGUUCAAGGUCAGCUGCCGCCAUUAAUGAUUCCCGUAUUCCCUCCUGAUCAGCGGACACUCGCUGCAGCGGCCCAGCAAGGAUUCCUCCUCCCUCCCGGCUUCAGCUACAAGGCUGGGUGUAGUGACCCUUACCCAGUUCAGCUGAUCCCAACUACCAUGGCAGCGGCUGCUGCAGCCAGCCCAGGCUUAGGUCCUCUGCAACUGCAGCAGUUAUACGCGGCCCAGCUAGCUGCAAUGCAGGUAUCUCCAGGCGGGAAGCUCCCAGGCGUACCCCAAGGCAACCUUGCUGCUGCUGUAUCUCCUACCAGCCUUCACACAGACAAGAGCACAAACAGCCCACCACCCAAAAGCAAGGAUGAAGUGGCGCAGCCACUGAACCUCUCAGCUAAACCCAAGACCUCUGACGGCAAGUCACCCACAUCACCCACCUCUCCCCACAUGCCAGCUCUGAGAAUAAACAGUGGGGCAGGCCCCCUCAAAGCCUCUGUCCCAGCAGCCCUAGCUAGUCCUUCAGCGAGAGUUAGCACAAUAGGUUACUUGAAUGAUCAUGACGCUGUUACCAAGGCAAUCCAGGAAGCCCGGCAGAUGAAGGAACAACUCCGGAGGGAACAGCAGGCAUUGGAUGGGAAGGUGGCCGUGGUGAACAGCAUCGGUCUGAACAGCUGCAGGACAGAAAAGGAAAAAACUACACUGGAAAGUCUGACUCAGCAGCUAGCAGUUAAACAGAAUGAAGAAGGAAAGUUCAGCCAUGCAAUGAUGGAUUUCAAUAUGAGUGGAGAUUCCGAUGGAAGUGCUGGAGUCUCAGAGUCAAGAAUUUACCGGGAAUCCCGGGGACGCGGUAGCAACGAGCCCCAUAUAAAACGUCCAAUGAAUGCCUUCAUGGUGUGGGCGAAGGAUGAGCGGAGGAAAAUCCUUCAGGCCUUUCCUGACAUGCACAACUCCAACAUCAGCAAGAUCCUGGGAUCUCGCUGGAAAGCGAUGACCAACCUGGAGAAGCAGCCAUACUACGAGGAGCAGGCCCGCCUAAGCAAACAGCACCUGGAGAAGUACCCGGAUUACAAGUACAAGCCCAGGCCGAAGCGCACCUGCCUUGUGGACGGCAAGAAGCUGCGAAUCGGCGAGUACAAGGCCAUCAUGCGGAACCGGAGGCAGGAGAUGCGGCAAUACUUCAACGUCGGGCAGCAGGCCCAGAUCCCCAUUGCCAGUGCGGGCGUCGUGUACCCGGGAGCCAUCACCAUGGCCGGGAUGCCAUCCCCUCACCUGCCCUCCGAGCACUCAAGUGUGUCCAGCAGCCCGGAGCCCAGCCUGCCUGUGAUCCAGAGCACAUAUGGCACCAAGGGCGAGGAGGCCCAUAUCAAGGAGGAGAUUCAGGCCGAGGACAUCAACGGAGAAAUAUACGAGGAAUAUGAUGAGGAAGAGGAUGAGCCAGACGUAGAUUAUGGGAGCGACAGUGAAAACCAUAUGGCGGGGCAAGCCAACUGAUGAGGGCCAAAAAAAUAAAUAAAUAAAUAAAAGCAAAAAAAAAAAAACAAAACAAAAACAAAAACAAACA
Jaculus jaculus (lesser Egyptian jerboa) is the source of this 2540-nucleotide messenger RNA. It is a transcript of the gene Sox5, whose product is annotated as SRY-box transcription factor 5. Bases 215 to 2470 code for a protein of 751 amino acids. The record is from RefSeq and is a predicted model, not a curated record. Gene Ontology annotation, biological process: cell fate commitment; regulation of transcription by RNA polymerase II; positive regulation of chondrocyte differentiation. NCBI's taxonomy places the organism in Eukaryota, Metazoa, Chordata, Mammalia, Rodentia, Dipodidae. Gene Ontology annotation, molecular function: RNA polymerase II cis-regulatory region sequence-specific DNA binding; DNA-binding transcription factor activity, RNA polymerase II-specific. The transcript has 17 exons. Gene Ontology annotation, cellular component: nucleus.